GCAUUAUAUCAAUUAUAAGUUAAUGAAGAAGAAAGUUAACAGAUAUACUCAGCAAAUAGAGAUUGGAACACAAAAUGACUACAAUGUGCUCAGGGACUUCUCAAGAUUAUUAGAUAUUCAGGCAAUAAACUUCUUUAGUUGGUUAAGUUGCAGUUGGCUUGUUACAGAUUACUUAAGGCACGUCUAAUCUCAAGGGAAUGUCCUUACUACUUAGGCCCAACCAUACGUGAAAUUGCAAUAACAGUUGAGAAAGGUCACAAACAGCUAGUGGCCAGUGCAAUAGCAAAACUGAUGGCAAAAUAGAAGAAACCAGCCAUGUCAAAAUUAUCUUACGAAUGAGUCUGUUUAAUAUCUUGAAAUUUCCUUGACAAUAGCUAAACAAUAGGGAACGCAUAUUGAUAGACGUAGUUAGGAACCUUGUAGACCAUCUUGGAGGGGCUGCUAAAAUGAAAGGUCCCUUAAAGUUAGAAGAGAUUGAAAAGAUUGUUUUGUUUUUGUUGGAGCAACAAGGAUUACUUGCAAUGAGGUUAUCUAGUCUUGGUGAAGAGCAAGGCGCCCUUUCCCAACAACUUACAGAAGCAAACGUUGCUGAACUACAGGAACAAUAUAGAGCAGCUGGACAAGAUCUUCUGAGGCUUCUCGCUUUUGUGGAGAUAAAUGCAAUUGGUCUACGCAAGAUAUUAAAGAAGUUCGAUAAACGCUUUGGCUACAAGUUUACAGAUUAUUAUGUCAAAACUCGUGCUAACCAUCCUCAUUCCCAACUUAAACAAGUUUUUAAGCAAGUGGGUAUAGUUGCUGUCGCUGGUGCCAUAUUUCAUAAUCUUGCAGAGCUUGAAGGUCAUAAAGAGAGUUACAUCUCAAUAUAUGAUCAACUUGACCUUUCAUAUCAGGACCCUGUAAUUGAUUCCAUCAAAGCAGCUCUAAACAGAUUAUCAAACUCCACAAAUUUUCUUCAAUUUUUGGGAAAACAUGCCAUGCUUUUAGAAGAUGGGUUAUCAGAUCCUGCUGAGAAUAACGUUGAUGAAAGAUAUAAUUUUAUGUCACUUCUUUUGAACUUAGUAAACACAUUUUUGUAUAUGGUAAAUACAUAUAUUAUUGUCCCAACAGCUGACAACUACACCAUGAGCUUGGGAGCUGCCGCGACUGUCUGUGGCAUUGUGAUUGGGGCAAUGCCUGUGGCACAGGUGUUUUCUUCGGUUUAUUUCAGUUCUUGGUCAAACAGGUCAUACAUGCAACCACUGGUUUUUAGUAGCAUCAUUCUUGUAGUGGGAAACGCAUUGUAUGCACUGGCAUAUGAUCUCAAGUCCAUCACUGUUCUUCUGGUCGGCCGUCUUUUCUGUGGGUUGGGUUCUGCAAGAGCAGUUAACCGGCGCUAUAUUACCGACUGUGUGCCAUUGAGAUUACGAAUGCAAGCUUCUGCAGGAUUUGUUAGUGCAAGCGCACUGGGAAUGGCAUGUGGUCCAGCUCUUGCUUGUGUUUUUCAAAGAAAUUUCAAGAUAUUAUUCAUUACAUUUAAUGAGGACACUUUGCCUGGUUGGGCCAUGGCUCUUGCAUGGCUCAUUUUUCUCGUAUGGUUGUGCAUUUGUUUCAAAGAGCCUUUUUCAGUCAUACCAUCGGAAGCUAAUACGGGAAAAACUGCAAUACUUAUUUUGGAGAAUGGUUGUACACAACCACUACUUUUAAGCAAAGAAGCUAAGCAAGAAUGUGCAGAUCAAGAAUGUGAUGAUGAUGACAAUGAUGACGGUGGACAAUCGAAAAGAACUCGCAAACCAGUCAAUUCAAUAAUGUUAGCUUAUAAGUUACUUACACCAUCUGUCAAGGUGCAACUAUUUGUAUAUUUUAUGCUAAAAUAUGCAAUGGAAAUUGUACUUGCUGAGUCGAGUAUAAUCACGGGCUACUACUUUGUAUGGUCGACCACCAAUGUUGCAGUCUUUCUAGCAUGCCUUGGCUUGACAGUGCUCCCUGUAAACAUCAUUGUUGGGAACUACCUCAGUAACUUAUUCGAAGAAAGGCAACUUCUUCUUGCGUCUGAAAUUAUGCUUUGCAUAGGCGUAAUUUUGAGCUUCCAUAUUUUGAUUCCUUACUCAGUACCUCAAUAUGUGUGCUCGGCUCUAAUCACAUUUGUCUCUGCUGAAAUCCUUGAAGGUGUAAAUUUGUCACUUCUCUCUCGAGUCAUGUCGUCGAGACUUUCACGUGGGACAUUUAAUGGUGGCUUACUUUCCACCGAAGCUGGAACUAUAGCUCGAGUGAUCGCAGAUGGCACAAUAACAUUGUCAGGGUACUUGAGUGAAAGUAAACUCUUGAAUAUUACCUUACUUCCUUCACUUUUUAUUUGCGUAUAUGCCAUUAUAGCAACAUGUUUUACCUACAACUCUCUUUACUAAUCUUCUUUUCUACUUAUUUCUCUUCCACCCGUUAUCAUGUAUAAAAUGUGUAAAUGAUGUACAUAUCAUAUGGGUAAGCUUAGCUUGGUUUGAGAAGAAAGCUACCAAGUCUGUUGGUAAAGAUGAAACUAUUUUUGAAACGCUUAUAUGGUUUUGUAUAAAUCUUCUAUAUUUACUUAUAUCUUGUUGGUUCUCUAA
Cucumis sativus (cucumber) is the source of this 2582-nucleotide messenger RNA. Its product is annotated as SPX domain-containing membrane protein At4g22990. Gene Ontology annotation, biological process: transmembrane transport. The record is from RefSeq and is a predicted model, not a curated record. Gene Ontology annotation, cellular component: membrane. Gene Ontology annotation, molecular function: transmembrane transporter activity. Lineage: Eukaryota; Viridiplantae; Streptophyta; Magnoliopsida; Cucurbitales; Cucurbitaceae. The transcript has 10 exons. Bases 447 to 2384 code for a protein of 645 amino acids.